Lactuca virosa is the source of this 684-nucleotide messenger RNA. Lineage: Eukaryota; Viridiplantae; Streptophyta; Magnoliopsida; Asterales; Asteraceae. The record is from the annotation of a GenBank genome assembly.
AUGAGACAGAGGAAUCCUGGUCAUAUUCUUGUUGAUAUGAUGGAAAGAAUAGUUGUGAUGCAAGAUACAGCUUCAGAAAACGUUCCACUUGCACCAUUUAUAGAAAUGGACAUGAGAAAGAUCGGAUAUGCAUCGAUUCACGUGUCAUUAGGAGAAAGAUCAUGGCCUCCUGCUGCAGGCUAUUCAUUCGUGUGUUGGUUUCAACAUCGCAAUUUCCUGAAAUCAAAUUCAAAAGAUGUUGAAUCUUCCAAUACCGUAUUUUCCAAAAGGAAUACAAGUACCACGGCCCCACAAGUUCUACGGUUGUUCUCAGUUGCUGCAACAGAUGGUGGUGACACAUUUUAUGCAGAGAUCUUGGUACACAGCAAACCAAAUGCUUUGGCUGGACUAUUUCAAGCCAGUGUUGCAUAUGUGUAUCUUAAUGGGAAGUUUAGACAUACAGGGAGGCUAGGGUAUUCCCUCUCUCCUGCUGGAAAGUCUCUACAGGUAAAGUUGAUGGAAGAAAGGAAUAUGAAGCCACUUGAUUCAAAUCUUGCAGCAUUAUCAGCAAGAUGCAGUAAAGACUUGGAGUUGAAUUUGGCUGAGUCAUUCUUGAGUGAGAUGGGCCAGUGUACAACUGCUUACCCUUAUAAUCAGCUGCUUGGAGCAUGUGACACACUGGAUGAACCUGAACGUGGGAUUUAA